AUGCAUCCUGGAAGCACCCCUCACAAUGUGAGUGGUGUGCUGAGCUUCCAGCAAGCCACAUCUACCAAUCUCCAAUUGGCAAGCAGCACACAAAGACAUCCAUUACAUGGAGGAAUAUCCAAAGAUGGUAAAGUCUGUUGGCUCUACAGUGGCUCCAUACUUGAGGUGGUAUCUUGUAACACAAGGAAUUGCCUGGCAGCUUGGAAUUUCGGUAAUUUCUCUCAUGAUGCUGAAACCAUUGUUCAAUGUGUGAGUGAAUUCUGGACUGGUGAUUCUUUGAAACUGAUGGUUGGUUUGAAAACCAGUUCUACCAGCAGUAAUGGUCUGCUGUGUGUGCUCCAUAUUGGCCUCUCAAAAGUGGUAAAAGCUAUUGAAAUCCCUUUCCCGGUUACAAGUGUUGAAUGUGUAACGAGUUUACUUGGUAACGACUUCCUUGUUUGGUCGUUCAGUGAACAACUCAGUUGUUUUUAUGGCAUCAUUGCUGCCGGAACCGAAGGUGGACAUGUUUAUUUAAUUGAUAUGUGUUUGGAUACUUAUGAUUUGUCUGAUGAGACAUUCCCCAACAGUUUGUAUUACAUCACACCUGAAACAGAUGCUGUACAGGCCCGACAUGAAGCACUUUCUCAAAGACAGGUCCUCUCUAUGGAAUUGGGGACUGAGGCUUUUAGUGCUGAUGACAUGUUUAAUUACCAAGGGAAUGAUGAAGACGUUGUCAAGCAAUUCAGUACAGAUGAUAUAUGUGUAACUUGUCUCAAAUAUAUGUCGCGCAAUGGCCUCUUGGCAGUUGGUUUUAGUUUUGGAUGUUUCCAGUUGUGGCGGCUUGCAGUACCAUUCUUAGAAUACAGUAGCCACAUAGAUGACUCUGGAGAUGUACCCAUAACACAUAUUGCUUACCAAGAGCCAGAAAACGAUCCAAAGUUUUUCACUUACAUUUGGGUCGCCCGUGGACUCCAAGUUUUCGCUUCUGACAAUGGUUAUGUGGCAAAUAUUUCUCUCUACCAACUCACUUUUAACAAGAGGAUAUGGCAAGCCAAUGAGGAGUAUUUCUAUGAAGAGAUGACCUCUAUUGGAAUACGCUUGGAACAUGACCUUUCCUGUGAUCCUUUGAUGCCCUCAAAGACAUUUUCGAGUAAUGUGAUCAGUUGCUUUACCCUGGAAGAUCCAAACUUUGUCCCCUCCCGAAUCUUUGAUGAAAGCCACGAAGAAGUUUGUUCCAGUCCUGACUUAAGCCUCAGUGUAUUUGUGUGGAAGGCAAUUGAUGGCUCCAAGAAUGGUACCACAUCAUACCAUCUGAGUAUAUUCGAUAUGAAUCGAUGGUACCAUUUACAAAUGCCUUCUACCCUCAGGACUUUACGUAGCUCUGGUGUUUGUCCCUUCAUGGCCUUUUGUUCCCUUGAUGAAGUUGUUGACUCUACAGUUGAUGAUGAGCUUCUGACUAUUUAUAUAAACCCAUCAACGGUUCGGAAAUUUCUUUGUGACCCCCUGGCUGCACAAGAACAGUUUUUCUACCCUGCAUCUCUUCAGUUUGAUGUUCUUUGUCUGAUGGAAAGUGGUUUACUCGGUGCGAAAUACCUUGGAAUGCAGCGUCAGGUUUUGAACACCAUCCAGAAGUUGGGUCCUUCCUGUUUGAUCGAACCAACUGAAAUAUACAAAAUGUGUUUGUUUGUUGGUUUAGUCCAUCGAUCCCAGGAGAACGCCCCACAGAGUUUCUCGAUUGUGGGUUUCCAGAGAGAAGCUUUGCUUUCUUUGUGCCUGGAGCACCACAUGGUAAACGUGACCCUGAAAUGUAUUGAUGAAUGGGCUGAAGGAGAAUUCACUGCCCAAAAGUGUACCCUGAAAUAUUUACUUGAUUGGAGUUGGAACAAAGUGGUUCAAAUCAAGGAAGCUAUAGACAGUAACACAAAACACUUCUUCGACUGGUCUGGCCUCCCUAUAGAUGACACAUGUAUCCAGGGUUUGCACCGAUGUCUACAGAAGUUCACCUACUUAGCUCAGAUAUUCCACAAGUUUAUUGCAAGUUCCGUGCCCACCACAGAGAAUGGGAUUGAAGAACUCAAACAGAAACUUGAUGCCUUACAACUUCUGUCUCAUCACUUGAAAGCUGUGAUAUGGUUUGUUGAAGCUGGUCUUCUGCCAGAGAAUGAUGAAUUGGCAAAUGAUACCCCUGGUCUCUAUAAAUACCCUCGGUUGAACCUGUUUGAAGAAUUCUCAAAACGUCGCACUGAGAUAAAGCAAUUAAACAGUGACCUAAAGCCUAACGAGUUACUAAUGAUAGACGGUUUAAUUGCUAACAUGGCACCGUCUGUCUAUGAUGUCUGGAAACAAGAUGGAGGAAAUGAAUUAUACCCACCACCAAGCAUAAGUUCCUUAACUGUUGUUUUUGCUUGGAUUUACUUCAAGGUCCCAAGACAUUCCUCCUCACACUUUCCCCCAAAAAGUGGCAAGUUUAUUGUUGGUUGUACUGGCCCAUGGUGGAUUAUACUAUUAAUGGCAUUACUCUAUAUCUACCUCCUGGAAGAUGUUUCAUUGAUCACCAAACAUUGUGUAGUUGGAUAUUUCUUUUUAGAUUUAGCCUCACUGGGAGUGGAAGACAACUCAAAGUUGGCUGCUAAAGUAACUGCUUUCUCUCAGAUCUUCUCCAUACCAACAGAAACCAUGAACCUUAUUACAGGAUUCUGGUUUCUUGACCACAAGGACUUUGAGGUUGCUUUCUACUCUUUGGUAAAAUCCUCUGUUUUUGGCCAAUGGCAGCAUCGACAAGUGAUAAAAUCUCUCUUGUAUCAAGAAGAAUAUAAACUGGCCCUACAGUACCUGGCUGUUAAAAAGCCUCCUCUGUCGUCUCCAGAGGAAAUCAAACUAAAGCUGACUACGUUUCUGUUCAAUGGAAUGACAGCCCAAGCUGUUGAAUUCUAUCGUUCUUGUUGUAACCAAACAAAUGCUGAAGACCUCAUCAGUCACAUCUUCCUUGGCUGCCAACAAAGGAAAAUCAUGGGUCAACUAGUGAAGCUGCCACUGACUGAGGCUGAAGAGAAGUGGUUGGAGAACUACCUAAUGACUAGUCCAGAGUUAAAUUCCAAAGAGGCGUUAGUUGUGUAUUAUCUGCAACGGGCCCGCUAUGUUGAUGCUAUAAGACUCAAUGAGAAAUUGAAAUCCAAAGACAUGAUUCCUGCUUUUACAGGAAUCCGGUUGAGAUUAUGUUUAGGCUAUUCCUGCCAGAGCAGCAACACAGCACAAUAG
This is a messenger RNA of Octopus bimaculoides (California two-spot octopus), 3237 nucleotides long. RefSeq lists its product as uncharacterized. Lineage: Eukaryota; Metazoa; Mollusca; Cephalopoda; Octopoda; Octopodidae. The record is from RefSeq and is a predicted model, not a curated record.